Messenger RNA from Neolamprologus brichardi, 2855 nucleotides. RefSeq names its product paired box 3a (gene pax3a). The record is from RefSeq and is a predicted model, not a curated record. Gene Ontology annotation, biological process: regulation of transcription by RNA polymerase II; anatomical structure development. Lineage: Eukaryota; Metazoa; Chordata; Actinopteri; Cichliformes; Cichlidae. Gene Ontology annotation, molecular function: RNA polymerase II cis-regulatory region sequence-specific DNA binding; DNA-binding transcription factor activity, RNA polymerase II-specific.
CUUCAAUCCAUCCUCGCACAGCAUCUUCAUAGUCCCCGCAGGACUGCCAGGGCAACCAGCACUUUGAUUUAAACUCACCCCUCAGCCCACAUCGAUCACCGGAAAGCAACCAGUAACUCUUAUGAGGAAUUCGGUGCGCUGCGGUCGAGGCAACCUGUUACUCAACGAAUAGGAGACGGCCGGCGACUGCAAAGAGGGCGUCUAAACUAACAAAAGAAGGAGCGUCUUGUUGGAUUAAAAUCUACCAAGGUAGCUACGUUAAACGUGUGAAGCGACCUGACAGAAAGUCAGGAAACAUGACAGCACUUGCAGGAGGUUUACCGAGGAUGAUGAGACCGACUCCCCAUCAGAACUACCCGCGAGGAGGAUACUCUCUAGAAGUCUCGACUCCGUUAGGACAGGGUCGGGUCAACCAGCUCGGUGGUGUCUUCAUAAACGGCAGACCUCUUCCCAACCACAUUCGACAUAAAAUAGUGGAGAUGGCCCAUCACGGUAUCCGGCCCUGCGUCAUCUCCCGUCAGCUGCGGGUGUCCCACGGCUGCGUCUCCAAAAUUCUCUGCCGGUACCAGGAGACGGGUUCUAUCAGGCCGGGGGCCAUCGGAGGCAGCAAGCCGAAGCAAACCGCUUCUCCAGAGGUUGACAAGAAAAUCGAAGAGUAUAAGAGAGAAAACCCGGGAAUGUUCAGCUGGGAAAUUAGGGACAAACUACUGAAAGAUGGAAUCUGCGACAGAAACAACGUCCCCUCAGUGAGCGCCAUCAGCCGCGUCAUGCGCUCCAAAUUCGGUGGAGCUGGUGAGGAUGAGGAGGAGGAUGAAGAAGUCGUGAAGAGGGCGAUGGAGGAAAACGAGCCACGGACGAAACACAGCAUCGAUGGCAUUCUGGGAGACCGAUCCAGUCACUCAGACGAGGGCUCCGAUGUGGACUCCGAGCCGGGUCUGCCUUUGAAGAGGAAGCAGCGUCGGAGUCGGACUACCUUCACGGCAGAACAGCUGGAGGAGCUGGAGAGGGCUUUCGAACGCACGCACUACCCUGACAUCUAUACGCGAGAGGAGCUGGCUCAGCGGGCCAAACUCACCGAGGCUCGAGUUCAGGUGUGGUUCAGUAACCGAAGAGCCCGGUGGAGGAAGCAAGCAGGGGCUAAUCAACUGAUGGCGUUUAACCACCUCAUCCCUGGUGGUUUCCCCCCAUCAGCUAUGCCAGGUUUGCAACCCUAUCAACUGUCAGACAGCCCCUACCCUCAGACGUCUAUAGCUCAAGCAGCUUCUGAGCAGCCCAGCACAGUCCACCGACCGCAGCCUCUACCACCCACCUCUGUGCACCAGAGUGGGCUCAGCUCCUCAGCCAGUUCCCAGGAUGGGAGCUCUGCGUACUGCCUGUCUUCUGGUCGACACGGCUUCUCAGGAUAUUCAGAAAACUUUGUGGCCCCAGCAGGACACACCAACGCCGUCAACCCGACCAUCAGCAACAGCCUCUCACCGCAGGUGAUGGGCCUAUUGAAUCCAGGUGGAGUACCACAUCAGUCCCAGAGUGACUUUGCCCUUUCCCCAUUGACUGGGAGCCUGGAGCCCAAUGGUGGUAUGGCUGCUAGCUGUCAUGGUUCCCAGCGCCUGGAGGCUCUACCAGGCCUGACCAGCAUGCCCGCCCUGCCUAGCACUCAGUCUUACUGCCCGCCCUCCUACUCCUCCUCAGCCUAUGUGGACCACCACCCUUCCUACCAGUAUGGACAGUACAGUCAGAGCAAGGUGCCUUUUAUUAUUUGAAGCUCCCAAGGUGGCGUGAAGAAGAGGUUUGCCAGGCCUCGCUGACAUUUGUCCCUGAAAACACCACCAGCCGCUGCCUCUGACAACUUCCCCAGGACAGCAAGACAUAGUGUGGGGGCUAAAGCGAUUCAGACAUUCUCCUUUGGCAAGAAGUGAACGUUCUGAGAUGAAGGUGAAGUGACGCAGAUGAAGGUAGUUGUCUGGAAUAAUCAGAACUAAAGGUGCGGUCGCUCUUGUUACCCGACACUUGCUUUGCUUGUGUGUCAUGUCAUGCUCCAAGAACCAAGCGCUGAUCAUUCACCAUGCUUCAAGAGGAAAAGUAGGAGGGCGGGGAUAUGGGAAGUAAUUCCACUCAAGACCUUUUAGUAUUUUUAUUUUUUAAACAUGUAGCAGAGAUGCAAGCUAAGGUAGACUUCAUAAGAACUUCUGCUCUUCUAAGAAUGUCUUCAUCAAAACCGUGUUAUGGAAAAUGAUAUUAACUGUAAAUUAAGUAACUCUUUGGCGAUCAACGUGUGACUACACCGGGAAAACCAGCAAGAACACAUGAACUGAAGCCACGUGGAGUCAUUGUGAAUCCGCUGCAACCCAAAGAAAGUGCAAUACAGUCAUACCUCAUGUAAUGUAAAUGAACGUGCAUCAAAUGUUCCCCAGUUAUAACCUCAAAAACACACUCUGUCUUUGUAAUGUCAUUCAUUUUGGGUUGUAUGCACUGAGCAAUCAGGGGAAGUCAUCAAGCGAUGAAUGAUAGAAAAUAUAGUUGUGAUGUCAUUAAGCCAAAAAAAAAGAAAAAAAAAUUCUCUGCCAGUGAAUACAUUAUUCAGUUUGACAGUUAAUUUUUGCUUUUGCAUGUGUUUAAUUAGUUUUUCUUUUUAUAAGGAACUUGCAAAUAUUACUUCCAUUUCCUAUUUAUUUAGUCUUCAUGUGUCUUUUCUGUACGUCCGCCUGUACAAGCACAUGUAAGUGCUUCAGUAAGUCUUACAUAAUGCUCAUUUGUUAUGUUUUUUUCUCUUUUUACACUCUUCAUUUACAAUGGCGUAAAACUGUUUUGUUGGUAAAAACAUUUUGUGUAAAAUAUAGCACUAUUUACUAUUUAUA